GCCAGGUCCCCCUUUUUUUUGUGUGUGUGUGUAUGUGUGUGUGUGUCUGCGGGCGCUUCGCGCGUGUAUCAGCCCGCCGGGCGCUCUUUUUUUCUCUGCUCUCCUGAGGGGGGACACACGGACACGCACACACGCCAGUCCCGGAGCCGCCCCCCGCGGGAACGCGCAGCGGCAGCGCGGAAACAAGAGCUAAUACCUCAUCGUCCUCCUCAGCAUCCCGCUCGGGGCUCCCGGGGGGCUCAUGCCACCUGCCCUCCCCCGCCGCCCGCCUCGCCCCGGAGCCCUGUGAGAGCGAGCGGCUGAGGCGGCGGCGGGAGAGCGCGGCGGUGAGGAAGGAUGGCGGACACGGACCUUUUCAUGGAGUGCGAGGAGGAGGAGCUGGAGCCCUGGCAGAAAAUCAGCGACGUGAUCGAAGACUCAGUCGUCGAGGAUUAUCAUUCCGUUGAGAAAACUGCGACGGCUGGCAACCCCCUGGUUCAGCAGAGCGGGCAACCACUGCUCCUGGCCCAGAAUGCGGCUUCAGGUCUGGGCGCCGUGGUCACGCAGCCCGUGCUCCGACCCGUCACCCAGCCCGUGCUGCGGCCUGUGCAGAUCAUGCAGAACGCCAACCACGUCACCAGCUCUCCGGUGACCAGCCAGCCCAUCUUCAUCACCACCCAGGGGUUUCCCGUGAGGAACAUGCGGCCUGUCCAGAACACGAUGAACCAGGUUGGGAUUGUUCUGAAUGUACAGCAGGGUCAGACAGUGAGGCCCAUCACCCUUGUCCCAGCCCCAGGUACCCAGUUUGUGAAACCGACGGUCGGAGUUCCUCAGGUGUUCUCCCAAAUGGCCCAGGUGAGACCCGGCACGACCAUGCCGGUCCGGCCCACCGCCAACACCUUCACCACCGUCAUCCCGGCCACGCUGACCAUCCGCAGCACCGUGCCACAGUCCCAGGCCGCACAGCCCAUGAGCAUCGCCAGCUUUGUGACCGUCAAGAGACCCGGGGUGACGGGGGAGAACAGCAACGAGGUGGCCAAGCUGGUGAACACCCUGAACACGGUUCCUUCAUUAGGCCAGAGCCCCGGCCCGCUCGUGGUUUCCAACAGCAGCCCCGUGCACGGUUCCCAGAGAUCCAGCGUUUCCGAGUCCUCCUCCUCGUCCUCCUCGUUAAAAGUCAGUUCAUCUCCUAUUCCCACGUUCGAUUUGCAAGACGGCGGCAGGAAGGUUUGCCCGCGGUGCGACGCGCAGUUUCGGGUCACGGAAGCUCUCAGAGGACACAUGUGUUACUGCUGCCCUGAAAUGGUUGAGUUCCUCAAGAAAAGAAAAUCUUUAGAAUCUGAACCAAAUAUUCAAUCUGCAAAGCCUCCGUCUCCGGAAAAAACUACGGCUGUUGCUUCACCACCCUCUUCCACUCCCAGCCCUGCGCUGUCCCCGCCUGCCAAAGCUCCGGAACCCGGCGAAAACGUCGUCGACGCGUCCCAAAGCAAGCUCAUCAUGUUGGUCGACGAUUUCUACUACGGCAGAGACGGCGGCAAAGUGAACCAGCUGCUCAACUUCCCCAAGGUCCCCACCUCCUUCAGGUGUCCGCACUGCACCAAGCGGCUAAAGAACAAUAUACGGUUCAUGAAUCACAUGAAGCACCACGUGGAGCUGGACCAGCAGAACGGCGAGGUGGACGUGCACACCAUCUGCCAGCACUGCUACCGCCAGUUCUCCACGCCCUUCCAGCUCCAGUGUCACCUGGAGAACGUCCACAGUCCCUACGAGUCCACCACAAAGUGCAAGAUUUGCGAGUGGGCAUUUGAGACAGAGCCGAUGUUCCUGCAGCACAUGAAGGACACGCACAAGCCCGGGGAGAUGCCCUACGUGUGUCAGGUCUGUCAGUACCGCUCGUCGCUCUAUUCCGAGGUCGACAGCCAUUUCCGCAUGAUCCACGAGGACACGCGGCACCUGCUCUGUCCCUACUGCCUCAAGGUCUUCAAGAACGGCAACGCCUUCCAGCAGCACUUCAUGAGGCACCAGAAGAAGAGUGUUUACCACUGCAACAAGUGCAGACUCCAGUUCCUAUUUGCCAAGGACAAAAUCGAACACAAGCUACAGCACCACAAAACUUUCCGCAAGCCCAAACAGUUGGAAGGAUUGAAACCUGGAACCAAGGUGACCAUCAGGGCGUCGCGAGGCCAACCGCGGACGCUGCCGCUGUCUUCCAACGACAUGUCGCAGGGCGCCGGGCACGAAACGGCCGCGUUGUCGUCCGCUACCGACCCCCAGCCCAUCUUCCUGUACCCGCCCGUCCAGAGGAACGUCCAGAAGAGAGCCGUCAAAAAGAUGAGCGUCCUGGGCCGACAGACGUGCCUGGAGUGCAGCUUCGAGAUCCCCGACUUCCCCAACCACUUCCCCACCUACGUGCACUGCUCCUUGUGUCGCUACAGCACCUGCUGCUCCCGCGCUUACGCCAACCACAUGAUCAACAACCACGUUCCUCGGAAGAGUCCAAAGUACUUGGCUUUGUUUAAGAAUUACACUGCCUGCGGUGUAAAACUCUCCUGUUCCUCUUGUCUCUUUGUGACAUCUGAGGGGGACGCGAUGGCCAAACACCUGGUCUUCAAUCCCUCGCACGAGUUUAGUAACAUUAUUUUCCGAGGGCCUACUUGGAUAUCACAUUCCAGGCACGUCCAGCCCCAGGAUAAGAGCGUGAAGAACCCGUGUCCCACCUAUUCCCCCAGUAAAGCUGCUACUGUGAAAACCAAGUCUGCGUUACCCAGCAAGGACGAGCCGGAUCUGGCGCCGGCGACGCACGAAGGAGCCGCGCUGGGCCGGGAGGACGAAUCCUUCAACGUGGCCGACGAGCAGCCGGCCAAGGAGCCCGAACCCGCCGGCAAAAAGCUGCAGCUAUCGGUAAAAAAGCUGCGGGUCGUCCUGUUCGCCUUGUGCUGCACCACGGAGCAGGCGGCCGAGCAUUUCCGCAACCCGCAGCGGCGCAUCAAGCGCUGGUUGCGGAGGUUCCAGGCGUUCCAAGAGGAGAAUUUGGCGUCGCUGUCGGAGGGCAAGUACCUGAGCUUGGAGGCCGAGGAGAAGCUGGCGGAGUGGGUGCUGACGCAGAGGGAGCAGCAAUUGCCCGUCAACGAGGAGACGCUGUUCCAAAAAGCCACCAAACUGGGCCGCUCGCUGGAAGGCGGCUUCAAGAUCUCCUACGAGUGGGCGGUGCGGUUCAUGCUGCGGCACAACCUCAGCACGCACGCGCGGCGCGCCGUGGCGCACCCGCUCCCCAAGGACGUGGAGGACAACGCCGGCUGCUUCAUCGAGUUCGUGCAGCGGCAGAUCCACACCCAGGACCUGCCCCUCUCCAUGAUCGCCGCCAUCGACGAGAUCUCGCUCUUCCUGGACGUGGAGGUGCUGAGCAGCGACGACCGCAAGGAGAACGCGCUGCAGACGGUGGGGACCGGCGAGCCCUGGUGCGACGUGGUCCUCACCAUCCUCGCCGACGGCAGCGUCCUCCCCACGCUCGUCUUCUACCGCGGGCGCGUCCAGCCGCCCGCCAACGUGCCGGAGUCCGUCCUGCUGGAAGCCAAGGAGGGCGGCUACAGCGACGACGAGGUGAUGGAGCUGUGGGCGUCGCGCGUGUGGCGAAAACACACGGCGUGCCAGAACAGCAAGGGCAUGCUGGUGCUGGACUGCCACCGCACGCACCUUUCCGAAGAGGUUCUGGCCCUUCUGAGCGCCUCCAGCACCCUCCCCGCCGUGGUCCCCGCCGGCUGCAGCUCCAAAAUCCAACCCCUUGACGUUUGUAUCAAAAGAACCGUGAAAAACUUCUUGCAUAAAAAAUGGAAGGAGCAAGCCAAGGAGCUGGCGGACUCCGGCUGCGACUCGGACAUCCUGCUGCAGCUGGUGCUGUGCUGGCUGGCCGAGGCGCUGGAGGUGAUCGCGGACUCACCGGAGCUGGUGCAACAAUCCUUUUUGGUGGCCAGCGUCUUGCCGGGACCCGACGGCACCGCCAACUCUCCCACCCGCAACGCCGACAUGCAGGAGGAGCUGAUCGGCGCGCUGGAGGAGCAGCUGAAGCUCGGCCAGCCCCGCGGCGCCGGCGAACGGCAACGCCGGCAACCGCCCGAGGAAAGCGCCGACCCCGACGUCCUGCACCGGCUCUUUGAGGGCGAGAGCGAGACCGAGUCCUUUUACGGCUUCGAAGACGCCGAUUUGGAGCUGACGGAGAUUUGAGGCGCUUCCCAACCGUUCGGGGCUUUGAGAUGAGAACCUUGACGCUUCCCUGUGGAUUCGUGGGUUUAGGAAACUCGUAGGCGAUCGCUCCGAUCAAUAGCCAUCGAUGCCGUUCAUUUCUAAGUUUUUGUGCUUUUUUUAAAAAGGAAAAACAAAAAAAAUCACUGUGUUGGUAUUUUCUUGAAGAUCUAUCGUGGGUGAAUAUUUUUGCGUUUUCUUUACCUCACUGUAUCAUAGUUUUCUGGGUUUAUUGUGCAGAAAUGUUUUGAAUUCUACAUCGUCUACGUGACCAUUUCUAAAGGCAAAAAACCGACUAUGUAGCUAAUGAACCAGUAUAUAAAUCUUUUGGGUUGUCUUAACACAGAUUUCUUUUUAACACCGGAGAUUUAGGUUCCUGUGGGAAAUUUAGAUAUGAGUUAUCGCUUUAAUGUGUGAACCCCUAUAAUUGACCGUUAAGAUUUGGGGGUUAAUUAUUUGGACGCGGGGUUAAACCACAAGUUUUUGGUGUUUGAUGCCAGCGAGCGCGGACAGAACCAAGAACCCCAAAACAUCCCCUUUUCCCCCCAUUUCCCCGCUUGGAAAUAGGGGGAAUGAGGGAAGUUUGGGUGGGGGUUCAACCAUAUGGCGCAGUAACCAUCACUAACUAGUCCCGCUCAACCAGCAGCCACUACGUUCCUUAGGAUUAGAACCCCCCCCCCAUUUAACGCAACAAAACUGUGACGUGCACAAAAUCAAAGGAGAAGACGUUUGGUUUUAUUUUUCACCACCGGCUUCAGGUUUUUCUACAAUUUGCAUGUUUUUUAACUGUACGUGCUCGGGAAGGACGCGCGGAACCGUCCGCGGAGCUUUGCGGCACCUGCGGCCCUGUAAAUGCUUCGUCUUUCCCAUGUACAGACGUGGAACGUUUAAUAAAACCAGGGAAAUGGAUUUAUAAA
Columba livia (rock pigeon) is the source of this 5135-nucleotide messenger RNA. RefSeq names its product pogo transposable element derived with ZNF domain (gene POGZ). Gene Ontology annotation, cellular component: nucleus. The transcript has 18 exons. Gene Ontology annotation, biological process: positive regulation of transcription by RNA polymerase II. Lineage: Eukaryota; Metazoa; Chordata; Aves; Columbiformes; Columbidae. The coding region runs from base 337 to 4200 and encodes 1287 amino acids. Gene Ontology annotation, molecular function: RNA polymerase II cis-regulatory region sequence-specific DNA binding; DNA-binding transcription factor activity, RNA polymerase II-specific. The record is from RefSeq and is a predicted model, not a curated record.